Columba livia (rock pigeon) is the source of this 3706-nucleotide messenger RNA. RefSeq names its product 24-dehydrocholesterol reductase (gene DHCR24). Gene Ontology annotation, molecular function: FAD binding; Delta24(24-1) sterol reductase activity. Lineage: Eukaryota; Metazoa; Chordata; Aves; Columbiformes; Columbidae. The transcript has 9 exons. The record is from RefSeq and is a predicted model, not a curated record. Gene Ontology annotation, biological process: steroid metabolic process. Gene Ontology annotation, cellular component: cytoplasm; membrane. The coding region runs from base 102 to 1652 and encodes 516 amino acids.
ACGAGGGGCGGGGCCCGGGGCGGCCGAGCGCGCGAGCGGCGCAUGGCGGGGUCCCGGCGGCCGUGAGAGAGCGCGGGCGGGCGGGCUGGUGAGCGGCCGCCAUGUCGCCGGUGUGGUCGCUGUGCGCGGGGCUGCUGCUGCUGCUGCUGUGGGUGCGGCACCGCGGGCUGGAGGCCGUGCUGGUGCACCACCGCUGGGUCUUCGUCUGCCUCUUCCUCCUGCCCCUCUCCAUCCUCUUCGACGUCUACUACCAGCUGCGCGCCUGGGCCGUCUGGCGCCUGCACAGCGCCCCCCGGCAGCACGCACAGCGCGUCCGGCAUAUCCAGGCGCAGGUUCGGGAAUGGAAAAACGAAGGCAGCAAAAGAUACAUGUGCACUGGCCGGCCCGGCUGGCUGACUGUGUCACUUCGUGUUGGGAAGUACAAGAAGAUUCAUAAGAACAUCAUGAUCAACUUAAUGGAUGUUCUGGAAGUGGACAGUGAAAGACGGGUUGUUCGUGUGGAACCUUUGGUGACCAUGGGCCAGUUGACUGCACACCUGAAUCCCAUGGGCUGGACUAUUCCUGUGGUACCGGAGCUUGAUGAUCUCACAGUAGGUGGCCUGAUCAUGGGAACUGGCAUUGAGUCUUCAUCCCACAUCUACGGACUUUUUCAACACACCUGUGUGGCCUAUGAACUUGUUCUUGCUGAUGGAAGCCUUGUGAGAUGUUCACCAACUGAAAAUUCAGACCUAUUUUAUGCAGUGCCUUGGUCUUGUGGUACUCUGGGUUUCCUGGUUGCAGCAGAAAUAAAAAUGAUUCCUGCCAAGAAAUAUGUCAAAAUACAUUAUGAGCCUGUGAGAGGACUGCAGAAGAUUUGUGAAAAGUUUACUGAAGAAUCUAAGAAAAAGGAGAAUAGCUUUGUGGAAGGACUUGUGUAUUCCUUGGAAGAAGCCGUCAUCAUGACAGGAGUCUUGACUGACGAAGCUGAGCAAAGCAAGAUAAACAGGAUUGGCAACUACUACAAGCCGUGGUUCUUUAAGCAUGUGGAGAAGUAUUUGAAAGCUGACAGGACUGGAACAGAAUACAUUCCAUCCAGACAUUAUUACCAUAGACAUACACGCAGUAUCUUCUGGGAGCUCCAAGAUAUAAUUCCUUUUGGCAAUAACCCUGUGUUCCGUUACCUGUUUGGCUGGAUGGUUCCUCCAAAAAUCUCUUUGUUAAAACUCACCCAAGGAGAAGCUAUUCGAAAGCUGUACGAGCAGCACCAUGUUGUGCAGGACAUGUUGGUCCCAAUGAAGAGCCUUGAAAAAUCUAUCCAAACCUUCCACGUUGACCUUAAUGUGUACCCUCUUUGGUUAUGCCCUUUCAUAUUGCCCAAUAAUCCUGGUAUGGUCCACCCAAAAGGGGAUGAAGCGGAACUCUAUGUGGAUAUAGGAGCUUAUGGAGAGCCUAAAAGGAAACAAUUUGAAGCCAGAGCUUCAAUGAGGCAGAUGGAAAAGUUUGUAAGAAGUGUGCAUGGUUUCCAGAUGCUGUAUGCAGAUUGCUACAUGACCCGUGAGGAGUUCUGGGAUAUGUUUGAUGGUUCGUUAUACCACAAGCUGAGGGAGCAAAUGAAUUGCAAGGAUGCCUUUCCAGAAGUGUAUGACAAAAUCUGCAAAGCUGCAAGGCACUGAGUCUGGAUGAUCUAAUCAAGCAAUCAGGGAAAUAUGAAUUGACCUAUAGCUAGUCAGUAUAUCCUUUGAAAAAAAAAAAAAAGCUUUAUUGCUCUCCAAAUACGCUCAUUCUUGUUGAUGUUUAAAGGUAUGAAUUCCUGCUUUAUGAAUUUAUGUUUCUUUGUAUGUUUUAAAAUCAAUUUUACGAACUCAGAGUGAUUGUUUAUAAGAAAUCUGAAGUGCUGGCCUUUGUAUCUAAUGUAGUGACAUAGGUGAACUCACCUGUUUCCAGACACAAGAAAAAAUAUUGGAAAGAAGAAGGUGCUGGAGUUACACCAGCUGUGUGCUAGAGCUCUAUCUAACGUGACUUUUGAAAGUCCUAAGGAGGGCUCAGAUAUAGGUGCCAAAGCUGAACACAUUAUCAGAUUAGUCGUGAUGUGACCAACAUUUGCCUCUGGUCGGUAACCUGUAGAAUGGCUUAGCAAGGUACCAUCAUCUCCGGGCUGUUUGGUGGUGUGUGAGGUGUGUACUAAACCGCUGGGCUUUUACUGUCCUAUAGCGUCUCUGCAGAGCAGUGAAACCUGCUCUGUUGCAAAACCAAGCACUGAGGUGUGAGGACAAUGCUUUUUACUUGUGCCUAUCGGAUUUGUACUGAUUUUGAUUAUAAAGUGGAUAUAGGUUUUAGGUACUUUUUAGUUGGUUAAUAGUGCGUUGGGUUUUGCCAUGAAAUGUCAAUAUUCUGGCUUUGUUAGACUACCAAAAAAAAAGAAAUGCUGCUGUUUCAUGUAGCCAAGUUUUAAUUUCAGUUCUUACUCAUUGCGGGUCAGUUUAUUUGGAUUUGUUUUGGUUUGGUUUUUCAUUGUUGCUUAAUUUUAGUGCCUUCUAAGUAAGCAGUUGGAGGAAGACGUGGAUGAUUUCAGACCGUUAUGCCCUGGCCGAUAGAAAAAGGAAGUCAAGACUUUAUUUAUACGAGGUUUGUUAGAGCAAGUGGCUGUGGAUAAGAAUUCUAGUUGUGCAUCUGGAUACACGCAGGCUUUGGUUCUGACUCCAGUGACAUUUUUGCUUUUUGUUUUAGCUGGAUUAGGUUGAUAGGCUUUGUAAAAGGGCUGUUUCCCUCACCUGCAGAGGAAACCAACAGCAAGUGCUGUUCAGUUCCCCUGCUGCUGCUCGCUGGUGAGAAUGGUGCAGUCACGCACUUCAGACGGUCAAGUGUAGAGAUGUUUUGACCCUGUAGCCAGAAACAUGGUUCCAAACCAAGCGUGUGCCUUGUCCGAGCAGUUCUUAAAAUUGUUACUUGAAACAUUACUGAGCUGGAGGGAAAAAGAAGUCAUUUUCAUGAGGCUUGGGUAGAGGGUGACGUGGCAAGCGUUUUAAACAGUGAACAGUGGGAGGCGUUGUAAUUUUUAUACAAGUGCUAAACCAAUGAUUUUAUUUAUUGAUAGAUGGAUGUUUAUGAUCCAGAUGAAACCAAUGAUAAAGCAGUAACAAGUUCAGCCUGUUAGUGAUGCACGCUGGGCAAAUUGUGUGCAGAUAAGGUACCCAUUAAGAUCCCACGUAGGGGACGGGUAGUGGGGGGAGACGCAGCCAGUGCAGAGGAACCACAGAGCCGAGCAGGAGCUGCGUCAGUGAUCCAGGAGCAUCUGCUGAUCCGUUCCAGGCCUCAGGGUAUGCAGGAAGGCAACGGCUGGUUCUCAGGGUGUCAUUUGCCUUCCUGGACACACCAGACAUUUGCUUGUCCUGGAGGCAAAGCUGCAAUUUCGUCCAGCGCUUGUAAAAUAAUGUGCGCAGAGCGAGAAUGGGUUUGGUCCGCUUUUAAAGAGCGAUGUUAAAACAGCUAGAGGAUAUGCAAACACUUUCACUUAAGAUGUGUUUCUCUCACUUAUGUACUGAGGAUCUUUAGGUAUGCACUGUAUUUGGUUUUUUUCACUCCUUAAUUUAUUGGCAAACUUUGUAUGAGGUGAUUGGGUACUGUAACUGUACCAGUCACACAUGUGCACAUGCGUAAUUGCUGUUGCUCUUAAUUUUUGGUUGUAUAGGCUGUUUAAAAUAAAGACCUAGCCAGCCUACUGUUCAAA